UUGUACGUCACCGCGGCAGUGUCCGUGGCGCUCUGCAGCGCUGAAGGAGAGCCGCACUGACGAAUCUGGACGGGGCGAGGCGGCGAUCCCAGUGUGGCCCUCAUCCAUCAUCGCUAUGGGAAUUACCAAAGCGUUCUUUCAGAACCAAGCCCUGAUCCCGUACUAUCUGAAACCGGUCCACCUGGAGACACGGACUAUAAAACACUGCAGUUGAGAGUGCCGCUGCACCAGAGCCCGACUCUGCUUCUCUCCUCCUGUAAACUGAGGAGGAGGAGGAUGAUGAUAAACAUCUAGAGAUGAGAAGUGUUUCUCCAGCAGACAACUUGGACAAGAACGUUUGCUCGAACCUCAUCUGUGUUUUCUAAUUCAGGACGAUGGCUGCCAUGUGUGUGUCCGCAGUGCUCUUAUACACAGUGCUGGUUCAGAUCUCAGCCCGGGUUUUGACCACAACCAGCACAGCUGACCAGCCCCUUCUCUCCUCCCGCCACUAUCAGCAUACUGACCCCAACUCGGGCACCCAGCUGGUCUGCGACAAGUGCCCAGCAGGUACCUAUGUGUCUGUCCACUGCUCCCCGGCAGCUGUGAGGGAGUGCAGCCCUUGCCCUGUAGGCACCUUCACACGGGGCGAGAAUGGGGUCCAGCAAUGCCAUCGCUGUCGGGCUCCGUGUCCUGCAGACUUCAUUGAGAAAGCGCCCUGCACACCCACCCAGGACCGUGUCUGCACAUGUCCCCCCAAUAGCUUCUUGUCAGGAGAUGGUGGCAUGAAGUGUAAGCCCCACUCGCUGUGCCCUCCAGGGUCCAGGGUGAAAAAGAGGGGCAGUGAAACAGAGGAUGUGCUCUGUAAGCCGUGCACCAAGGGGACUUUCUCAGAUGUAGAAUCCAGCACAACGAAGUGCCGAAGCCACACGGACUGCCCAGCUCAGGGGCUGGUGCUGCUCACUCCAGGGACUAGAGAUACAGAUAAUGUCUGUGGACCUCCUCCUACAGACCCUUCUUCAUCUGUGUCCACAACCACUGAGCUGGUGCCUGCACAGGCGGUGCUUGUACAGGAACCUCUAACUUCUUUUUCCUCAUCACUGGCUGGACCUGCACAGAAAGGCAGCUAUAGUCAGUCAGCAGGUAUUCAGCUGAGGGGUAACCUGGGUGGUGAAGACCACCGUGCGGAGGGGGUACUCCUCAGCCGACCCAGUACUCCCACUCCGCCAAAUCACGAUCCUCCACGGACUCCACCGCUUCCAGUUCCCAAGCAAGUGAUGGAGCGUGAGCAUCAGGAGGGGCAACCCAAUUCUGACCCUGUGGAGGGUCUGAAGGGUGCAGAGAUAGUCAAGGUUGGGACAGGUAUCGGCAAGGAAGCUGGACAGGGGAGUGGAGGUGGAGGAGGCGGAGUCUCUAGCUACUACAGGCCCACUCGCAGGGGAUCCCCAAGACCCAGCACCCACAAUGAGUUUGACAUCAAUGAGCACCUCCCCUGGAUGAUAGUGCUGCUGCUCCUGCUGGUCCUGGUAGUGAUUGUGGUCUGCAGCGUGAAGCGGAGCUCCCGUGUUUUGAAGAAGGGCCCCAUGCAGGACCCUAGCAGCAUCAUGGAGAAGGCAAUUCAGAAGAAAUCUUCUGCGCCUCCAACACAGGUCAAAGAAAAGUGGAUCUACCAUUCCAACGGGCAGGGGGUAGAUAUUCUGAAGCUGGUGGCGGCUCAGGUGGGCAUUCAGUGGAUAGACAUCUAUCAGUCGCUGGCCAACGCCACAGAGAGGGAGGUGGCCGCCUUCUCCAACGGCUACUCGUCAGAUCACGAGCGGGCGUACGCCGCACUGCAGCACUGGACCAUCCGGGACAGCGAUGCCAACCUGGCUAAGCUGAUCAACGCCCUGCACCGACAGCGCCGCAUUGAUGUGGUGGAGAAGAUCCGCUACGUCAUGGAAGACAACCCACAGUUUGACAUCAACCAGCUGAUGACCUCAGUGAAUGUAAGCCAAAGCCUCAGUCCCAUCCACAAGCCACUCGAGUCUCCCAGCAGCGUUGGCAGUGGCAGCAACAAUGGGAGCAGCAGCAAUGGUAGUGUGGGCGGAUCCAGCUGUGUGGGCGUAGAGCAGUCCCCGGUGGACCGCACCAAAGGCUUCUUCCCUGAUGAAUCGGAGCCCCUGCUUCGCUGUGACUCCACCUCUAGCAAAGACUCAGCCCUCAGCAGGAACGGCUCCUUCAUUACCAAAGAGAAGAAAGACACUGUGCUCCGACAAGUGCGCCUGGACCCGUGUGACCUGCAGCCCAUCUUUGACGAUAUGCUGCACAUCCUGAACCCAGAGGAGCUGCAUGUCAUCGAGGAGAUCCCGGCUGCUGAGGACAAGCUGGACCGCUUGUUUGAGAUAGCGGGAGUCAAGAGUCAGGAGGCCAGCCAAACGCUGCUGGACUCGGUCUACAGCCACCUCCCUGACCUGUUAUAGUGGAGCAGGAAAGAAAAAGCCGCAUGGAUGCGAAUCAGCAAGGGAAUGAAAAAGAAUGUCUUAGUGGGAGGGAUGAAUUAGAUACAUUAAGCUUGAGUUGAUAUUUGAUCAGUCCGAAUCAUCAUGCCACUUUGUUCUAAGAUUUGAGCUGGGUGUUAUGGACCACAUCGCUCCAAUGACUCUUUCAAAUCUUAACUGCUACUACUCUUUACCUUCCAAACUUCUUCUGUUGUCUUGUGUGUGUACCUCCACCGUCUACCAUGAUACAGGGUCAACACUCAUUCUGAGUGUAACAAUAAGGACUAUUUUUAUUACACAAGCAUUGUGACCUUAGCAGUGAGGCUUAAGAGCCUCCAAACAAAAACAACAAAAAAGAGCUGCUCCGAAGAAAAGCUGACUACAUGGAAAAGUAUAAAAAGCACUUUCUUUAUCUGAACUGGCCAAUGCCUUCACCUUAAAAAGAUACCACUCUUUUUUUUACUGGUUGUGCCAAUCAUUUAGGGUUAUGUUGCCUUUAACAUCAUGUCGGUGUUAAUUAUUAAUUAUUAAAAUUAUUAUUAUUCUAAAUGAUUGCAAGAAAGGAAACUAAAAUAAACUGUACCUCUUACACUGGGAUUAUUCUUGGAGGUUUAAUAGGUUUAAGGUUCUUGAAAACCACAUUUACAGAUAUUUUCCUAGGUAUGAACUGAUCCUUAAAGUCAUGUGCCUGAGCUUGUUACAUGCCUCGACUCUCAGCCCAAAAGCCCCAAAAACCCUCCUUUUUCCUUCCACCCCUUUCUGCUGCCUGUACCUGGAAUAGAUUGUCUAUUGGUCUUUUGGCUUGUAACUACUCUUCCCGAGUAGUGUUAGAUGAGAAAACUGGCAGGCUGCUCUGGAACAAAACUCAUAUCAAAAAUAUCAGAUUUAAGUCAAAAUAUUCCAAUCUUACAAUACUGGAGUAAUAUGUAACUUAUCUAAUAUGAGGAUAUGCGGUUUUGUUUUUGAACUGCAUUUGAAUGGAUGCUCGUAAACGACCAGUAAACUGGAAUAUGAAGGGUACAGUGUUAACCUCCCCUCCUUGCUUCUCUGGAACCAAAGCCAUAUAUCUAAGACACCUUAGAUACGUUGCUUUGGAAGCUCUGUCAUUAUUUUACUCCUGGAUAAUAUACAAUAAAUACUUCUGCGAGUAUGCACAUUCAGAUCUCUGCUAGCUGGCCCUGUUAGCCUCGACAAAUGUAGCGUUGAUUAAGUGUUCUUGAUUCAUUUUGGAGCUUCAUGUCGGUGUGGUGGGUUACUGAGAGUGUCAAAAUAAUAGAAGCGAUUUUUUUUUCACACAGUGGUAUGUUGCUACAAAGUCUAUGUAGGUCAUAUUAAAAUAUAAUAAUGAUGCACUAAUUCUGUUUUCUGUUGGAGUGGACAUGUAUUGUCCUUCAUUUGUUUGUUUUUUCUUUUGUUCUGAAAUGCUAUUGACUAACAUUUGAUUUUCGUGUAAUAUUUUCUACUCAUAGUUGAUUUCUUAUGUUACUGUAGCAGCUCCUUGUUAGCAUUUCGACUUCUUUGUAUCUUAUGUUUUCAUGGGCAUUCACGUGUAUUUCUCCCUGCUCGGCGUGACAAGAUGACCUGGCUGGGAUGUAAGAUAUGCAUACUUCAUACUCUACUUGAACUCUGUCUACUUAUGCUACUUGAUUUAAAUGAGGAAGAAAUAAUGUACUAUUUCAGCACCUUCCAAGUUCAACAUUCUUAAAAAUAAACAUUUAAACUGAAAAGCAUCACCAAAAACUCAUCCACUUUUGGACAGGAUUUUGCAGGCACCAUGAGAGCAGCAAAGGAUGGACUCAAGUGGUACUAGAUGUGAACUCUCACCAGUUGGCCUGACAUAGGGGGUCUUAACCCUGGACUAAAGACAAUUCCAAGUAUUCCAGACUGAGUGACACAGAGUGUAGGUUGUGCAGCUGUGGACUGUGGGAUGUGGGCAGUGAUGAUGAUGAGUGUGAGCUUGCUUUCCACGUCAUUGUGGAGACUCAAACUGCAGGGUGUGAGCUUUUUAUUUUCAAAGGAAGUCUGAAAGAAUGAAGGUGAGAUGUGAAACGCACAUGCGACUCGAAUGGAUGAUUUCAUCAAAUUUCACGUGUGUAACCAGUAUGUUUACUAUCAUGUAACCUCUUAAAAUCAACCAAUUAAAGCUGAAAACAUUUGUCAUAACUUUGUGUAUAGCUGUGACUU
This is a messenger RNA of Scatophagus argus, 4637 nucleotides long. RefSeq names its product tumor necrosis factor receptor superfamily, member 21 (gene tnfrsf21). The transcript is spliced from 6 exons. Bases 375 to 2435 code for a protein of 686 amino acids. Gene Ontology annotation, biological process: oligodendrocyte apoptotic process; neuron apoptotic process; signal transduction. NCBI's taxonomy places the organism in Eukaryota, Metazoa, Chordata, Actinopteri, Scatophagidae. Gene Ontology annotation, molecular function: protein binding. The record is from RefSeq and is a predicted model, not a curated record.